GAAAAAAGAAAAUAGAAACUCCACCCCUACAGUUUUUCCCUGCAUCUCUUUUUCUCUCACUUCCAUUUUUCUCCGCACACAUUUUCUCGAUUCACACACACUUUCUCCAGAACCAGUUUCUCUCUUCGAAUUCGCAAGCAAAAAUUUCAUUACUGCAAAAUGAGCAAGGGGCCGGGACUCUUCUCCGAUAUCGGCAAGAAAGCCAAAGAUCUGCUGACGAAGGACUACCUCUCCGAUCACAAAUUCUCCGUCUCAACCUACAGUGAAUCUGGAGUGGCCUUGACUACAUCCACGGUGAAAAAAGCAGGCUAUUCAUCUGGAGAUGUGGCAGCUCAGUACAUAUAUAAGAAUACUUCUGCUGAUCUAAAAGUUGACACCGAAAAUUACUUCCACCCUCACGCAUCCCUCACGGCAGCUGUUGGGCAUAAUCAAGCUCCUCAGAUUGAUUUAACCGUCACACUUGGAACCUCCACUUUCGCUUUGGGUGCCGAGGCAGGUUACGAGACAACUUCUGGAAAAUUAACUAAAUACACAGCAGGCAUCACUGUGACGAAACCAGAUUCGUCUAUUUCAGUAAUUCUGGGGAACAAAGGAGACACCAUAACGGCAUCGUACGUUCACUACAUGGAUGAAUUGAAGAAGAGUGCUGCUGUGGGGGAGAUUGCCAGGAAAUUCUCGACCAAUGAGAACACAAUCACAGUGGGUGGGUCCUACGCAAUUGACCCACUGACCCUAGUGAAACUGAAGCUCAAUAACCACGGUUCACUGGGUGCCGUUCUGCAGCAUGAGGUCAUUCGCAAGUCGUUUGUGACGAUAUCCAGCGAAUUCGACACCAAGGCCUUGGAAAAGACUCCCAAAUUCGGUGCUUCACUCAUUCUCAAGCCUUGAAAAAAGCAGAGUAUGUUGCUGCUUUCUGUUAUCCUGAGGUUGAUUUGAUUGGAAGGAAAAUAUUUCGAAUAAGUAGUUGCAGAAAUAUACUGUUUUUUUUCCAGAUGCGCUCAGUUAAUGACACAUAGUCUGAGUUUUGAUACCGGGAUGGAUAUCCUGAUUUUUUCUCGCCUUUUUGUGAUAACUAUAUUCUUUGGAGUUCUGUGGUAAAUCGAGAACUCUGUUUUACAGCUUUGUUUGUCUUUGCAUGCGUGAUUAGUUCUGUUUGCAAAAAUGAACAAAUUAUUCUACCCAUUGCGAGCCUUAUUUCAUGAGGUAUAAAGUUUUCUGCCUUA
This is a messenger RNA of Erythranthe guttata (spotted monkey flower), 1223 nucleotides long. The record is from RefSeq and is a predicted model, not a curated record. NCBI's taxonomy places the organism in Eukaryota, Viridiplantae, Streptophyta, Magnoliopsida, Lamiales, Phrymaceae.